CUUCGGAGUCCAGGCCACCUAGCUCUGACACAAGUGUUCCUGCUGAAAGGAAAGGUCACCCUGACAGAACAGCAACUUGGACGCAGCGCAGCCGUGGCACUGCACGCGCACGCACAGCACAACACAACACACAGCCGGCCGGGGGCGUCGUCGCUGUAUCUAACCGCAUUAACGCUGCCCUGCGGACGCAAGUACAGUGCGGGGGUAGCGCUAAAAUAUUCACCGGAAUGGAAGGGAAAGAGGGCCGGCCGGCCGGCAUCUACACAUACCCACCCCCACUCCCUGAUCCGGAGGCACUCACUCACUCGCAUCACUGACUGACUGGACUGCUGCUCACUCCUUCCUUCCUUCCCCUGGCAGAGAAUCUGCAGUGCUUGCCGGCCGGCCCGUCCCUGCCCUGCAGAGCGCGGGGAUCUGCAGGCAUCAUGGUGCAAUCAAAGAAGAAGUUCCGCGGCGUCAGGCAGCGCCACUGGGGCUCCUGGGUCUCCGAGAUCAGGCACCCGCUGCUUAAGAGGAGGGUGUGGCUGGGCACCUUCGAGACGGCAGAGGAGGCGGCGCGGGCGUACGACGAGGCCGCCGUCCUCAUGAGCGGCCGCAACGCCAAGACCAACUUCCCCGUGCCAAGGAGCGGCACCGGGGAGCUGCUGGCCCCUGCAGUGCCGGCCGCACGGGAGGCGCGUGGUGGCGGCGGCGGCGGCACCAGCCUGUCGCAGAUCCUCAGCGCCAAGCUCCGCAGGUGCUGCAAGACGCCGUCGCCGUCGCUCACCUGCCUCCGCCUCGACCCGGAGAAGUCCCACAUUGGCGUCUGGCAGAAGCGCGCCGGCGCGCGCGCCGACUCCAGCUGGGUCAUGACCGUCGAGCUCAGCAAGGACGCGCCGCCGCCGCCGUCCUCCGGCGAGGAGCCCGCGCCCAGCUACGGCGGCGCGGCCACCACGCCCACGUCGUCCACUGUCACGGCCGGGUCGCCUCCACCUGAGAUGAUGGAUGACGAGGAGAGUGUUGCGCUGCAGAUGAUCGAGGAGCUGCUGGGAUCACAUGGGAUGAUGCUCCAGGGUGCAGCAGGCAGCCUCGUCAUCUGAAGGAAACCGCAUGGUUCUACAAGCUAUUAUGAUAUGAUCAGGACAUCAUCAUCAGGUCACUGUCCCAGAUCAGACCAAGCAGUUAAGAUUGCAUCAUAUAUAUAUAAUAUAUAUAGGUACACCUCUAUUACUACAUCAAGCUUAGGAAAAAACCAUAUAGUAAGAUGAAUCACUACUGUGUGAAGCUCUGUAAUUAUAUAUAUUAAAGGCUUUUACUUGUAUAAGCAUAUGCAGACCCACAGUCAUGGUAGUCACACUGUAAUACCACCCCUUUAUUUGUUAUGUAUCAACAAUAUAAUAUCAGGCUAUAUAUAUAUCAGCAUCAGCGGGCCGGUGUUAUUGUGUUUGGCCAUGCAUUAUAUU
This is a messenger RNA of Zea mays, 1442 nucleotides long. Its product is annotated as ethylene-responsive transcription factor WIN1. NCBI's taxonomy places the organism in Eukaryota, Viridiplantae, Streptophyta, Magnoliopsida, Poales, Poaceae. The coding region runs from base 426 to 1079 and encodes 217 amino acids. Gene Ontology annotation, biological process: regulation of DNA-templated transcription. The transcript has 2 exons. The record is from RefSeq and is a predicted model, not a curated record. Gene Ontology annotation, molecular function: DNA-binding transcription factor activity; DNA binding.